AUGAAAGGACCGGCGGCGUUCUCCCAAUUCGGCGCACAGCGGCCGAAGGGCCGUCGAAGAUCGCCAUCCGCAAACUUGCGGGAGCAGAAAGGGAGGCGGCUCCCUUCGCCGGGAGGAUCAAGGGCAAACUUUGCCAGCCGCGUCGGGCGCCUCUGCCUGCCAGACCGACCCUCGGAGCGCACCGUCUCUCCGGGGCCACGACGAUCGUCCGCGUUCUCCCGCUCCCCACGCCUGGCCGCUUCCUUACCUGUUGGUGCCCCUUCACCGCUGCUCCGCCGGCGCGUCCUUGCGACAGGCCAUGCGGCUGCUGAUCCUCAUCUCCUCCUUCCCCUCUCCCGGCGUACUGAGCCCCGAGCGGACGGGCCGUCCGUCCGUCCCUCCGUUCGCCUCUCCGGAUCCGUCCGCCGCGAUGGGGAGGCGGCGGCAGCAGCAGCAGCAGCGGCGACGCCACGUGCCCGGGGCCCCUCGGCUCUAGCGCCAGGGGCCGGCUGGCAUCGCCCCUCCUCGUCCCUCCGGCAGGGCUGCCCGGCUUCUCUUGCUGCUGCUGCCUCCGCCGCCGGCGCCUCCGCUUCUUCUUCCACUUCCACGGCCGCCGCCGCCGCGGCGGCCACCGGCAGCUUGACGCGGGAGGCGUCCCGAGGCUGCUUCUCGAGACCAGCUUUCCUGCAGCUCACGCCGGAGGAACUUCUGCUGGCGGAUGAUCACACGGGCAGAGCCGUCCAGAGUCCCCGCGAGAGUCGCCGACGCCUGCCUUGGAGCACCGGCUAUGCCGAGGUGAGAAAUGCUGGUAAAAGCCAACAUAAUGAAGAUCAAGCUUGCUGUGAAGCAGUGUUUGUGGAAAGAAGACGUAGUGCAAGGAAUAACCCAACUGCCAAGGAAGCUCCUGGUGAUUCAGAAGGAGGCAGCAAAGGCCUGUACUUGUACUACUGGGGCUUGUUUGAUGGACAUGCUGGAAGCGGAGCUGCAAUCAUGGCAUCCAAGCUGCUUCACUUCCAUAUCCGAGACCAACUCCGGGACUUGGUGGACAUCUUACAAGACCCUUUGCCUCCUCCAACCUGCUUGCCAGAGAGUUCCAGAGCCAGUGUAACAGAACUAAACAGGGCGCCUCUGGCAGAGGAAAUUGCUGAGGUCCCAAACAGUGCACUGCCACGCUUCCAUAUGGAAAAGGUGGUUUCCAGCGAGAGUUUGGUAGUGGGAGCCAUUGAGAAUGCAUUCAAGGAAAUGGACAAUCAGAUUGAGCAGGAACGGGUGACUCGGCACACGCCAGGUGGCUGCUGUGCCCUAGCUGUCAUUUACCUCCUGGGAAAGUUCUAUGUGGCCAAUGCAGGUGACAGUAGGGCCAUUGUCAUCCGUAAUGGGGAAAUCAUUCCAAUGUCCAGGGAGUUUACUCCAGAGACAGAAAGGCAAAGGCUGCAGUUUUUAGGCUUUUUGAAACCUGAGUUACUGGGGAAUGAGUUUACUCACCUUGAAUUCCCUCGAAGGAUUCAGCAGAAGGAACUGGGAAAGAAGAUGCUAUACAGGGACCAAAACAUGAAUGGCUGGGCCUAUAAAAAGAUAGAAGAAGAUGAUCUGAAGUUUCCACUUGUGUAUGGAGAGGGUAAAAAGGCGAGAAUGAUGGCAACCAUUGGGGUGACUCGAGGCUUGGGAGACCAUGAUCUCAAGGUCUACAGCUCCAACAUCCACAUCAAACCUUUCUUGUCCUGCAUCCCAGAGGUCCGCAUUUAUGACCUCACACAGUAUGAGCACUGCCCUGAUGACGUGCUGGUGCUGGGUACAGAUGGCCUCUGGGACGUCACCACUGAUCAAGAGGUAGCCAGUGUAGUACUUGAUGUUUUGAUGUCCUAUGAGCCCAAUGACCCCUGCAGGUACACCAUGGUGGCCCAGGAGUUGGUGAUGAAGUCCAGAGGGGUAUUGAAAGACCGUGGCUGGAGGCUGGCCAAUGAUAAGUUGGGCUCUGGAGAUGAUAUAUCUGUUUUUGUUAUUCCCUUGGGUGGCCCAGGGAACUACACCUGAACCUUGAGUCUUGGGACACAUGGUUUAUAUCAGACUGUAAAAAAAGAAAUCUCGCAGUUCAACAGGAGGCUUUUGCUAGAACGUUUGUGCUGCCUGAGUCUUCUGAAGAGGAGUAGAAAAAUAUAGGACUGCAGCUUUGAGCCCUGCUUUCUUUCCACUUAAUCGUAUUGUGUCCAGGUUGGGACAUAAGACACUGUCAUGGGCUAUAUGCCUGUUAAAACCAAUGGACAAAAAACUAAGCUGUUCUUCUCAGGAAGUAUUCCUGUCAGCCUUGGAGACCCAUAGGAAAUCCCAUAUUCUAAGAGCUGUAUUACAUUUGGCCUUAUAGUCCCUUGGGAAGGGGUUGGUUAGGGCCUAUGUUUUUUCUUCUUCUCACAACUAUAUGGAAACAUCU
This is a messenger RNA of Pogona vitticeps (central bearded dragon), 2407 nucleotides long. Lineage: Eukaryota; Metazoa; Chordata; Lepidosauria; Squamata; Agamidae. The record is from RefSeq and is a predicted model, not a curated record.